Erigeron canadensis is the source of this 2337-nucleotide messenger RNA. RefSeq lists its product as uncharacterized. The transcript has a single exon. The record is from RefSeq and is a predicted model, not a curated record. NCBI's taxonomy places the organism in Eukaryota, Viridiplantae, Streptophyta, Magnoliopsida, Asterales, Asteraceae. Bases 1 to 2337 code for a protein of 778 amino acids.
AUGCACUUGGGCCCUACAUUUCAGGAAUGUUCCGCACUUUUAGACCCUUUGGCUAAUGAAUUGUUCUAUGAACGAGAUUCAGUCUGUGUAAACCUCACAUUGGAAAAUAUCACCUCCUUGCUAGGUUAUUGUUCACAGAUUCGAGAUUUGGAACUCGAAGGUGUGUUUAGCAAACCUAUGGUGUGGAUUGGGAUAUACAUUUCAAUAGCAUCAUUAUUUUGCAUCGUUGCCAUGGGAGCUGAUUUAUUGCAUGGUUUCCGAAAUAGAAAAUUUUGGUUUCCAUGUAACUAUUUCACGCUCAAUGCUGCUUCAAUCACAAUGAUAGCCAUCGCCAUGAAACUGCCUGUGGAUCUAACUAGUUUGUUUGAGAGUUGCUUGGACCAAGCAACCAAGAUAGGAAGCAUGGCCUUCAUGUGCACAAUGAUGGCUAACUUUAUUCCUUCUUUGGCGUCUAUGGAAAAUGAUACACUGCUUGCAAAUGUCAUAGGUUUGGCCAUUCUUGUUAUCACUGUGAUUGUGAAUAUUUGCAUUCAAAUUAGUACUGGUGCUAUAAAUGAUCCGGAUAUUGUUACUCACCCAACUAACAUCAAUGUCCUGAAUUAUAUGGUAAACAGCUAUGUGGCUAUAUCACUCUGGCUAUUGAUAAUAUUGAUUUCUUCCGCUAUAACAAUUCCUGCUUUUAAGCAACACCUUGAAACUAAGUACCAAGUUACUACGAAAAGAACUUUAUAUGGUCAAGAUAGCUUAGCAUCUAUAGUUGAGAAACUAAACCUAUAUUUGAGAAGAUACUGGGUUAUGGCAGAAACUGGUAGCCCUCAAUUUGUGAUGGCCAGUAACCCUUUAUCAAUUGCUUCUGACAUAAUUUGCGUAUUUAGUUUCAUCUCAUACAUAGUUUUGAUGUACUAUACCAUUCCAGCUACUAUGUAUAGUGGUUCUGCUUAUGAUCGGAACGGCAAACUUAUAUAUAGAUUAUCUAGCGGAAAGGAAUCAGAUUAUAAGUGGUCAAUGUAUUUCAUUGCUAUGACACAGUCCAUUGGAGUAGUAGUGGGUAGUAUCGCUCCAAUAUUUAGAUGUUUUAUGAUAAUCAACUUCGAAUCGUUCACUAAACAGAAUAAGAACCAAUUCAUGAUCUUCAAAGUAGAGAAGUACUGGAUUCAAAAGCUAGGUGAGUGGAAAGGAGGUCACCUACGUCCUUUAUCAAGCCGUUCCAAGUCAAGAAUUCUUGCCCUUAAACUGAAAAACCAAUUUCUAGGUAUUUGCAUCGGGACUCAGAAGAUAAUUGUUGUAUCAAGCAAAAUGAUGGGGCUCAUUCCAGUAGUGUUUCUGAUUUGCAUCAUGUAUUGUUCAUAUUGGUGGAAGUCAAUGAUGGCAAGGUUGUUCGUCCCAUCCGAUACCCCAAAAAUUGAUGAAAUAAAUGAAGACCUUUGGAAUUACGUUUUGCAACUUGAAGAUGAGAUGGAGCUUGGUGAAGGAACGCUCAAACGCAUUUCAAAUUCCAUAGAUCAAUUGAUCAAAAAGGCUGAGAAGAAACAACAAAAGAAUCUGCUGAUGCUUCUUGAGAAGUAUAACGGAUUUAGUGGAGUGGAGAACUUUAACAACGAUCAAGUUCCACCUCUAACUUCCUUUAAACUUGUUAACAGUUGGAGCUUGCCAGUUGUAACUAUGACAUGCAUUGCCAUCGCUCUCCCCAAUAUUUCCAAGGACAAGAUUGAUAGCUUGUUUAAAAGUGUACGCGAAGGUCUUUUGUACACUCAUCUCGUGGAAGAAUGCCUCAAUAAUACAUGUGAAUAUGGAAAUAUCCGAAAUGCAACUAUGACCUUGUGGCACGAGGUUGAAGAGAAGUCCAUAUGGUUGGAGAACACUUUGGAAACACUUGCUUAUAGAGGAAAAACAUCAAUAGAGAUUCUUCAGUGGUUUGCUGAUAAAGCAGAAGAAAUUAUCAUGCAUAUUAUUUCUACCAACAAAGAAGUAAUGGAGAACACUCCUAAGAAGUUGAUUCUUGCCAAUUCGAUGUACCGUAUCACACGAACAAUCUUGCUUAACUACCAAAGCAAUGUCAAACCUAUAAGUGAAGAGGAGUUGUUUGCACUAUUAUCUAGCAUGAUUGCAGACAUACUGUGUGCUUGUUUCACUAACAUACCACGAGUUAUAAUGAUGAAAUGCCAUGGAAGUGUAAUAGAGAAACGGGAAGCCAGUGUUAAGGCUGCUGCUAAGUUGUUUGGUAGCUCGAAAGAGGUAGUAAAAAGACUUGACACAUGGGUAUUGCCGAGUAUAGAUCCUAAUAAAAUGCCAUUUAUUGACGAGUGGAAUUUUCAUAUGAAGCAAUCGAUCCCUUGA